Penicillium verrucosum is the source of this 1590-nucleotide messenger RNA. RefSeq names its product mevalonate kinase (gene erg12). The record is from RefSeq and is a predicted model, not a curated record. Bases 1 to 1590 code for a protein of 529 amino acids. The transcript has a single exon. Gene Ontology annotation, molecular function: mevalonate kinase activity; ATP binding. Gene Ontology annotation, biological process: ergosterol biosynthetic process; isoprenoid biosynthetic process. Gene Ontology annotation, cellular component: cytoplasm. Lineage: Eukaryota; Fungi; Ascomycota; Eurotiomycetes; Eurotiales; Aspergillaceae.
AUGACCGAGAAUGUCACCCGCCCAUUGAACGGUAUGGGUACAAACCCCGUUUCACGUCGUACAGUCGACUUUCAUCCGGAAAGUACGGUCAAAGUCCUCCCUAUUCACCCGAAAGGUGUGAAUGGAAACUCUGUCCUGGACGAUUCCGACAGCGCCUCCGUCUCCUCCGCCUCAGAAACACACGAAGUGAUCGCCAGGGAAUCCAAGCGGCCGAUAAUGACCCGUAAGGCCUCUUCGCCUAUGGCACCCACUUUUAUGGUAUCUGCGCCGGGUAAGGUGAUCGUCUUUGGCGAGCAUGCUGUGGUUCACGGCAAGGCUGCCAUGGCUGCGGCUAUCUCUCUUCGCUCCUACCUUCUCGUCACCACCCUCUCUAAAUCACAGCGUACGAUAACAUUGAACUUCCGGGAUUUGGGUCUUAGUCACACUUGGGAUAUUGACACCCUACCCUGGGACAAGUUUCACGAACCCUCGAAAAAGAAGUUUUACUACAGCCUUGUCACCGAACUCGACCCCGAACUUGUCGACGCAAUCGAACCACACCUCCAGGGCGUCUCCAAGGGCCUUCCAGAGGAGCAACGCAACAUCCACAUCCGCUCCGCAUCCUCCUUCCUCUACCUCUUCCUCUCUCUAGGCUCCCCGCAAAGCCCAGGCGCUAUCUACACCCUUCGAUCUACCAUCCCCACUGGAGCUGGCCUAGGUAGUAGUGCUAGUGUUUGCGUCUGCAUUAGUUCUGCGCUACUUCUUCAAAUCCGUACACUCGCCGGGCCCCACCCAGACCAGCCACCGGAGGAGGCAGAGACACAGAUCGAGCGUAUCAACCGCUGGGCAUUCGUUGGAGAGCUGUGUAUCCAUGGUAAUCCGAGCGGCGUGGAUAACACAGUGGCCGCAGGCGGCAAGGCUGUGAUUUUCCGGCGCGAUGAUUACUCGAAGCCUCCAACGGUCGUCUCGGUGCCCACUUUCCCCGAACUUCCCCUCCUACUUGUCAACACCCAACAAGCGCGUUCCACAAAGACAGAAGUCGAUAAAGUCGCAGCCCUAAGAAAUGCCCAUCCCAUCGUGACGGAGUCAAUACUUAACGGCAUCGAUCAAGUGACAUGCUCUGCACAACGUUUGAUCGAGGACCCUAGUUUCGAGGGCAUCUCUGAGGCUACCCUCGCCCACUUUGGAACCCUAAUCCGGAUCAACCACGGCUUCCUUGUCUCCCUAGGCGUCUCUCACCCCCGUCUCGAACGCAUUCGUGAACUUGUCGAUUACGCCGACAUCGGUUGGACAAAGCUGACCGGUGCAGGCGGUGGCGGAUGUGCGAUUACCCUCCUCCGACCUAAUGCGAAGGCCGAAAUCAAGCAGGACCUCGAACAGAAGUUCGAGGAGGAGGGUUUCGCUACGUACGAGGUUACCCUCGGCGGUGACGGUGUUGGUGUUCUCUACCCGGCCGUCCUGCGUAAUGGCUCGGACGAAGAGGGCGGUGAGGAGAUCGAUCAACAGAAGUUCGAAAAUGCCGAGGGCCCUGAAGGUAUUGAGCGUCUUGUUGGUGUCGGGGUCGAGGAGAGGAGAGAAGGCUGGAAGUUCUGGAAGCGAGCUACCAAUUAA